GCCACGACCACAGUGCACGAGAAAUAUGAGAAUGAAUCGCCCACGCGCUGAUUCAGCUUCACGUGUUGACCAUGCAAACUCAGUGAUGUAAACUUUGCUUCACAUUCUUCCUUACAUAUGUCUCAGAUAUCUCUAAUCUGCUAUAAACUGCCUACGCAUCCAGCUUGCCUGUGCUCUGUCUGACAGACUCUGCACCAAACUGCGCUCAGAUUUUUCUCUAUUUAACAUUUCCCUGCUGACUGGUGGACUUGCUCACACAUUUUUAUGUGAAUAAGAUCUUUAUAUGGGAUAUUAGAAACCAUUAUUUAGUUCGGCAUACGCACAAUGUUUGAAACAGCUCUUCAUUCGUGUAAAAUUAUGAAUUGUGUAAUUGGUACGCCAGAUGUUCUCCAAUGAAGAUGCACUGUCGAAGGCGGAUAUAAAAACACUAGGGGUCGCAUCAUAAAUGUUACAUAUUAUCGCGGAAAAUGUUGUUUUUGUUGAUUUCAUUCAUGCCGAAUUAAAAAGGGAGCACCAGUGAUGGGAAAGGAUAUUGACUAAUGCAAUGUGAGUCAUGUAUUUUGACCGAUGAACGAGUCCCAUAUUAAAUCGCCGUACGUUUAAACGGACCACGUCACAGAGAUGGGUUAGUCUGUAGUCUACUCAUCUUUCCCCCAGGAGGCUCUGCUUCCCAGCCCCUUUGUUCAGUCUAGCCGGUGGGUUGAGUCACAGGGAGGCUGUGCUAACCCAACAUAUCCACACACACACAUACACACACAGUGGGAACCGACAAGAGCAAGAAGAGACCGACAAAAAAAAGGGAGAGAUUAUCCAGGAGUACAGCGUUUUUAAUCAGACCGCCAGACAGCAGGAAAAGUUGGUUUUCAGUGUUGCUGAUGCUGCGUUUCGUUUCGGAAACCAUCGGGACUCGUGUGCCAGUGUCCGGCCACUAAAACGGCGAUUCAUGUCGAUUAUCUGCGCUCUUUGGUAGCUGCUGUAGCUCUCAUCCUGAAAAUGAACCGGCGGGCCUGCUGCUAAACCAUCACCGGUCUGUUGCUCAGUCUGUGCAGUUGUUGCCAUCAUCCACUGAUCCACGCUGACUCCCCUUUCAGUUUCUGCUCAGCAUCCAUAUUUGCAUCCCAGGGAGUGGCAACCACUGAUCCCCCCCUUUCCCUGGCAAGAAAAUUCAAAGUUGGCCGCUUCUCGGACACUCCUCGGGCGCUUUAAUUUCACAUAGGAAGCAGCUAAACAUGGAGAGCGACAGCCACCGCUCCCGCAUCUAGUGCCUGAUCCACAAGCCUUCAUCACCCAGGGAGGAGCUCUCAGGUCCUGGCCGUCUCCCUGCUACUGUAGAAUGAAUAUGCUCAAAUCCAGUGGACUGAAAAUCCCUGGCCGCGGGCCCAAGCAUUCCAGCCCAGUGGGAAGGACCUCAGCGGGUGGAACCUCUAGCCCUGUUGUCCCCAAAGACAAUGCUCCACUCAAGCCUAUCACACCAACUAAAAUCUCAGAAGAAGGCGAUGAUGUUUUGGGGGAUUACACAGUGGGUGAGCAGGUCUGGGUCAACGGUGUCAAACCAGGAGUUAUUGCCUACCUAGGGGAGACCCAGUUUGCCCCGGGACAGUGGGCAGGCGUGAUACUGAAUGACCUAGUUGGCAAAAACGAUGGUUCAGUGGGCGGCGUGCGCUACUUUGAGUGCCAGCCCCUCCAGGGCAUCUUCACGCGACCCUCGAAGCUCAACCGACAGCCAGUGGGAGAGGGGAGCGACAGCCACUCCACUGACUCACUCUCUGCCCAGAAUCAGACUCAGCAAGGCGGCAGUGGUGCCCCUCCUGGCCAGCGGGUGGUAGUGCCACUCAGAGAGGGCUUGCUCAACAGCGCCGUGAAAACGGGCAACGAGUCGGGGUCCAACAUGUCUGAUAGUGGUUCGGUUAAGAAAGCUGGAGAUAAGGAUCUUCGAGUGGGAGAUCGAGUUUUAGUUGGAGGCUCUAAGAUGGGAGUCAUACGCUACAUGGGGGAGACAGAUUUCGCCAAGGGUGAAUGGUGCGGGGUUGAGCUGGAUGAGCCCCUGGGGAAGAAUGAUGGAGCCGUAGCUGGUACAAGAUACUUUCAGUGUCUUCCCAAGUUUGGCCUCUUUGCUCCGAUCCAUAAGGUGAUCCGCAUCGGCUUCCCCUCAACCAGCCCGGCCAAGGUGAAGAAGAGCAAGCGAGUGGCCAUGGGAGUUUCCUCUCUGGCCCACAGCCCCAGCAGCUCCUCCAUCAGUUCAGUCAGCUCGGUGGCCUCCUCUGUGGGUGGACGACCGAGCCGAGCUGGACUGCUGACAGAAACAUCGUCACGCUACGCCCGGAAGAUCUCGGGUACCACCGCACUCCAGGAAGCCCUGAAGGAGAAGCAGCAGCACAUUGAGCAGCUGCUGGCCGAGAGAGACCUAGAGCGAGCCGACAUGGCCAAGGCCACCAGCCACAUCUGCGAGGUGGAGAAGGAGCUGAGCGCCCUCAAGACCCAGCACGUGCAGUAUGUAACAGAGAAUGAGAAUACCCUCCAGCAAGUCAAAGCCAUGUUGGCCAGCACACAGAAAGAUAAACUGGAACUGGCCAAUCAGCUUGAAGAAGAGAAAAGGAAAGUGGAGGACCUCCAGUUCAGGGUAGAGGAGGAAUCCAUCACCAAAGGAGACCUAGAGACUCAGACAAAAUUGGAACAUGCCCAUAUUCGUCAGCUUGAGCAGAGCCUGCUCCUCGAAAAGUCGAGAGCAGAGGCGCUUCAGAAAGAAUUAGAGAAGAGGAGGGGAAGAUGCACUCAUGAUGCAGUAUCCUUGAGGUUGGGUAAGAGAACCAAGCAAACCACAGUUGAAGAGCAGAGUCGCAUCAUGCAGCUGGAGGAGGAACUCAGCCUCAGUAGAGCUGAGAUCGCAAGCCUUCAAGUUCAACUCAGAGUCCCCGACUCGAGCUCCCAACAAGCCAACGACAGCGACGCCACCCCGGGGUCUGACAUCAAGCCAGAGACCCUCCUCCUGCGAGAGCAGCUGCUGUCAGCGGGCCGCGAGCACUACAAGGAGAGCAGCGAGCUUAAAGAGAAGUACGAGACGGCAUUAUCAGCAAGCCAACAGGAGGUAGAAACGCUGAAGGUGGUGGUAGAUAAACAGAACCAGGAGAUCAGUGAGUUGAAGCAGAAAAUCCAACAGGCCACCAAGGAAAACAUGGAAAUGAUGGACACCUGGAAGUCCAAAUUUGACAUGUUAGUGAGCGACCACCAGAGAUCUUUGGACGAGCUGAAAGCCUCACUGAGUAGUGAUCACACUACUCCAGCAGGACCAGAGCAGGAUGCUCAGGAGAUGAGAACAUCUCUGGAGAGCCUGAAGAUGGAGCACCAGCUGGAGAUGGAGAAUCUCAAGGCCAAACACACGAUCGAAGCCGCCAUUUUGACAAAGGAACGUGAAGACCUCAGCGCUCGUCUGCAGGAGGCCAAAGACCAGCUGGCCGAGGGAAACCAGACAUGGAGGACCGAGGUGGAGGCCAAAAGCGGAAAGCAAGCCCUGGAGGACGCUACAGCUAAGCUCCAGAAGGCGGAGCAAAGGCUGGCAGAGAUGGAAAAUCUUCAGAUGGAGCAGGACAAAAGCACGGAGGGGCUGAGAGAGAGACUGGAGCUGUCAGAGAAGAAGAUGAUGGACUACCAGGCCCUGCAGAAGGCCCAGGCAGAGAGCCAGGAGGAGAUCCAGAAACUGGAAGAGAAGCUGAGGGUGACAGCGAACCAGCUCCAGGCCAUCCAGGCAGACCGCUACACAUCCCAUGAUGCAAAUGUGAUAGAGGAUAAUGAAAUUUCAGAUGAGAAGAUGAAGCUAAAACAGAAUAUCGAAGAAACAAUGGAGAAGUUGCUGAAACGGGAAAAAGAGGUCUCCACUCUCACUUCCCAGGUUGAAGCCCUCAAAUCACAAAUCGGAGCGAUGGAGGGUAAAGUUCGCUCAGGGGAGAAGAAGGCUGAAAUCCUGGCCAAGGAGAAGAUGCGUGUGGAGGCGGAGCUGGAGUCCAUGACCAGGAAGUCCCACGAUGCCUCUGGGCAGCUGGUCAGCAUCAGCCAGGAGCUGCUGAAGAAAGAGAGGAGUCUGAACGAGUUGAGGGUUUUGCUCCUGGAAUCACAUCGCCAUUCACGAGAUAUGGAGAAAGACCUGAACCGAGAAGUGCACAAGGCCGAGUGGAAAGUCAAGGAGCAGAAACUCCAAGAUGACAUCAAGACCCUGCGAGAAAAACUUCUUCAUCUGGAUCGGGAACGGUCUUCACCUGACCACCGGCGAUACUCCAUGCUGGAACCCUCAGCCCUGGACUCAGAGGUGAACCGCCUGCGCCAGCGGCUGCUUGGCACUGAGGAGGCCCUGAGAAACGCCCUGGAACACAACCAGCAAGUCGACCAGCUGGUCCAGGCCAUGGGCAGGCGUCCAGAGAAAAGCCCGGUGCACGGCGCUAAUUCAGCCAAUGGAAUUCAUCAUCAGGAGUCAGACAGUCCUCGAGAUGUUGGAACAACACUGAUAUGAGCAAAAGAGAUGAGACUGAACUGGGACAUGCAGAGGUACAUCUUAAAAGGAAAACCUUGUCCAACAUUUCGCCUGAUCCUGCGAUGGACAUCUGAAGAAAAUUUCAGUUUACAGUUAAAACCAAAACAGUGAAUCUCUAUCUCAAGUGAAAUUAUGUGAUGUUGCAGAAAGCACCUAUUAACCCAUCAUGAGGACCGCUUACAGUACUAUAAAAUAUAGACAAGAAAUGGGACAUGGAAAUGAAGAGAUAUUAUCGGUACAACUCCUGAGAACAUAAUGGCAACUUCUGAUGCUUUACAGUAGUUAGAAAGUUUGAAUCUACAAGUUGCCGGAAACUCUUUGACAAUUCUGAAUUUUCAUCCGGAGGGCGAAAUGGCUGAUGGACGUCGAUGUGAAGAACUGAACUGGGUCUCAGUCGCUUUGUUUGUUUUAUUUAUUACUUUUACUUUGCUCCUCAGCAUUGUAAUAAUCAUCUAUAGGUGAGCUGUCUUGGCCAGUGACACUCAGAGAAACUCUUGAAGGAUGACACUGACGUUUUUUUAAGGGAAUUUGGCUCAUUUGUCACCUUAUUUAAUACCUGAUGAGAGGAUUGGUAGCAAACUCAUCACAGUUAGCUCUGUCCAGUGUUCACACUCCUGCUUUAGUGCACAAAUUGAUGAAGUAAUUGAGGCUGACUAGUAUUAUUGGGAAAAUUUGUCUUUUUAGUAUCAAAACAGUUGAAGAAAAAGUUAUUAUUUCAUCCCCUGUGGUGCACAGAGGCUUUGGUUAGAUUGAAUCCAUUUACAAUAGAUUACAACAGUGAGCAGUUUGUGUUGGAAAAAAACUGGGUGAAAAUGUCUCAAAACCAUAAAAACUUCUCAACCAAUCCCCACAACAUAAUGAAACUCUCCACUUUCCAUGUAUGUGCUAAGUAUGUUCUGCACACUAUAUAUGUCAAGGAGUAAAAUUAGCCAAAUUGUUUUUUGCUAAAAUGUGGCUAAAUACACUGGCUCUGUUUCAAUUUGUAGAUUUAUGACACAAAGAAAAAAAUUCUGUCUUUAUGGCUUUAAAAAGUCAGUUAUAACUGAAGUGCACAAAAACAUUUGUUGUACGGCAAACAUCAGCAGCAACUUACCUCUGAAGUAUCCUGAAGAAAAAUCUUCUAAAUAAAAACAUUUCAAGUGUAGAUUCAGGUGUUCAAGUAAGCAAUCAUGCACAACAAGGUGUCUGGAUAGAAGAAAAAACACGGAGAAAGAGGAGGCAAUUUAAGAGAUUGAGAGCACACUUACAGAAACUCAAGGCACACUUGAAGAAAACACCACACGAUAAAUGAAAGUCUGAUCUCUUUUUCGUACAUGUAGUGUCUUUGAUUUAACCCUUAGUGUAACUACUAAAGCAUCAGUGCUGAUGCUAUGGUUACAUGCAGUCUAAUAUAGGCUGAACCACCAUGAGCACCAAUUUAAAACCGUGGUUAAACUUGUUGAUCGGCAUUAAGUUUGAAGUGUUGGAACAAAAUAAAUCAAACACAAAUGCAAAUAUAACACAAAUUAGCAUACAGCCUCAGAGCUGUUACCAAUCCUUGUGAAUCACCAACAACUGCUUUCCAUACUGUACUCUGAAUCCUCACACUAGCCGAGAGUUAUCUGUGAUUGGACUAACAGACAUUAUUUCAAUCACAAUCCUACCUUCAGGUAUGAGCUAAAGUGGUCCUUGAGCCAAACCCCUAAAAAGUGGUCUGAGCGGUCCUUUUUAGCCAUUGCACAACAGUGGACUCCCUGCUAGGACUGAAGAUUGAUAUUCAUGAACCUGGGAGGCCUGCUGAAUUAAUCUCUGAGCGAUGUUACAGUAUGUUUAUAGAAUGAAUAUAGUGAAUUAUUCCAGACUUUUGCAUUCUCUAAAACUCUGUCCGACCCUGUACCAAUACACCUCCUACUCUGUCAGUAAUGAUCAGCUAUUUUAUUUACUGUGGCCUAUAUAUCAGUACAAACUCCAUCCAUAAACUAGUAUUAAUUAACUAUAAAUAUGAGACAUAGCGGCCCUGUUUGAUGCUCAUUUGAGCCCAUUUUGAUGCUGUAUGAAAAUGUCCCUGGAUUACUUUACUGACCUUUUGUUAACUGAAGGGCUGUCACAGGAGCUAAAACCCAAACAAUGGAUGUUGGAUGUUCCACUCAUCCUCCCCCAGGUUGACAACAUCUGGAUUUUAUUUGCAAAAAAAGAAAAGUGUUAUCAACACGCUUAGAAUUUAUAUUGUAAGUCUUCCAAAUGUUGUUUCAUCCAUUUGUCAACUAAACUAGAUCCUGUUUGUAGUUGGUCACAGAUUGCUAUUGCUUUACUGGAGACAUUACACAGAGGUGAGUGUGUGGUGAUGAAAGCUCGGAGUGGUGUCUCAACAUGUAGGGCCGGCGCUGGUCAGUUAAGAUAAAACCCAAAUUUUCCAUUGGAUAUUGUACUUGGCCUUUUCAGCUGGAGGGUUCAUACCCUUUGGAUUAUUGCUGCAAUGGUUUUGGAGAUUGAGUCAUUAAAUAUUAACAAUGUGGGCAAGG
This is a messenger RNA of Thunnus maccoyii (southern bluefin tuna), 7023 nucleotides long. RefSeq names its product CAP-GLY domain containing linker protein 2 (gene clip2). The transcript has 19 exons. Gene Ontology annotation, molecular function: microtubule plus-end binding. The record is from RefSeq and is a predicted model, not a curated record. Lineage: Eukaryota; Metazoa; Chordata; Actinopteri; Scombriformes; Scombridae. Bases 1334 to 4501 code for a protein of 1055 amino acids. Gene Ontology annotation, cellular component: microtubule plus-end; nucleus; cytoplasm. Gene Ontology annotation, biological process: cytoplasmic microtubule organization.